AUGCCCUCGAAAGCAGAGUUUGACAUAAAAGCAGACUAUUAUUCCAUUUUAGAAGUGUCAAAAAAUGCAACAGCACAGGAAGUCCGCAAACAAUAUCUAGCACUUGCAUUCAAAUACCAUCCCGAUCGAAAUUACGGAAAUGAAUCUACAGCUGCUAAGAAAUUCCAAAAAGUACAAACUGCUUAUGAUGUGUUAAAGGACGUAUCAAAACGACGAGUAUACGAUUCGCAUUACUCUUCCAAUUCCAAAACUGCAAGAGGCUUCAAGUCGAAAGACUCCUUUCGCAGCUCAUUUUCUAGUCGAAAGACUAGCGCGUAUGCUGCGUAUCAUGAGGCGAACAAGGAUGAACGCUAUAAACAAGACUCUGGAAAGAGACGUGAAAAGAACAAACACGAAAAACGAUCCAGCGGAAAUGAUACUAGACUAAAAUCUUCUGAAUAUUUAUUCAACGGAGAUACGUUUUCUAAAUAUGAUCCCCAGUCGGGGAUUGGGAUUCGUAUUAAGCUGCCUUCAACUAAAAUGAGAAAUCAAGAGGCUAAUAUACCUAUAUUUAACGGAAAGUUGGAUUUUGAUUUCAAAAAUCCAAGAUCCAAUUUUCCUAACUCAGACAUGGAGACCAAUUCACAAGGAUCUUUCGAAUGGAAACCUAAUGAUGGUCAAUCUUACAAAAUGGGUGAUAAAAAAUCACAGACAAGAUCAAAAGGAAAUAAGCAGAGAUAUACGAAUGCAUCAAGUAGCACAAAUGAGCAGUUCUUGUUCAAUCACUUCGACCUUUCAACCAAAAUUAAUCCGUUCGACCUUUCUUUGGACCAAAAAUCGAAGAAAUUCUCUGGACCCCCUUUCCAAAAGCAGACGAAUGGAAUUGGGGGAAUUCCUGAAAAAAGCACAUUUUCCUUUACUCCUCACAGUACCACAAGCUCUUCUAUUUCUGGUCCUUCUAAUAAUAAUAUUGUUCAAGAGAAUACGAUUCCAUCAAUUAAUUUGGAUUCGACGAAGGUCUCAAAUUCACGAGCAUCGUAUUCUUCCAAUGACUUGCCUCACAAUGUUCAUAAUCUGAAGGAAGCUUCAGAUUGUCGUUUCGAAUCUAACGGUAGCAAUUACACCAGCUUUCAUAUUCCAAAGACGCAAGGAAAAUAUUCUGGCCGUGGAUUUAUGUCUUCUCCCCAAAGUACAGAUUUAACUGAACAGUGGUCGAAAAAGCAACUUGGACAAACCAAAUUAAACCCGAUUUUGGGCCAAGAAAUAGCGAAAGAACAAAGGACCAGUUAUGAUAUAACAACGUAUUCCAGACUUAAUGCGUCUUCUAAUUUUGAGAAUAUUCCAUCCUUCUCAUUCAAUGUUAAUCCAAAGCCUGCUAGCAAAGAAUCAAGCAGCAAGUGUAAAGAGUUUUCUUCGACUAACACUACCUUUGGACAUUUAGAAAGCAGCAUCAUUGAAAGCCGUAAUAAUACCGUUAGUGAUUUACCACUCUUUUCUUCUUUUUCUAUCGAGAAUAAAAUGAAUAUGACGGAUGUCACCGAUCCUAAACUAAAAAAGCCGAAUCCCAGUAUCGGAUUUUCGCAGAGUGGAGAUGCCAAAAGGAAUGUAAUGGAUGAUUUAUGCGCCAAAUUCGAGUCUAUUGAUGAUUUUGUCUCUCCUGAUACCACCCAGCAUUCAUUGCCACGAAUUCUACAUCGUCCUCGUAAUAUAAAAAGAGAAAAACGAAGCUAA
This is a messenger RNA of Schizosaccharomyces cryophilus OY26, 1710 nucleotides long. Its product is annotated as meiotically upregulated Mug184. Gene Ontology annotation, cellular component: cytoplasm. Bases 1 to 1710 code for a protein of 569 amino acids. The record is from RefSeq and is a predicted model, not a curated record. The transcript is spliced from 2 exons. Lineage: Eukaryota; Fungi; Ascomycota; Schizosaccharomycetes; Schizosaccharomycetales; Schizosaccharomycetaceae.